Messenger RNA from Myiozetetes cayanensis, 4860 nucleotides. It is a transcript of the gene GCC1, whose product is annotated as GRIP and coiled-coil domain containing 1. The record is from RefSeq and is a predicted model, not a curated record. The transcript has 2 exons. The coding region runs from base 131 to 2512 and encodes 793 amino acids. Gene Ontology annotation, cellular component: Golgi apparatus. NCBI's taxonomy places the organism in Eukaryota, Metazoa, Chordata, Aves, Passeriformes, Tyrannidae.
UUCCUGCUCCUUUGGUGUCCUGGGGGCAGUUGUUCCAGGAUGCCAUUCUAGCCCAUCCACUCUCUCCUGUCCAUCCCAAACAUUUCUUCCACUCCCCUUUCCCUGUUCCCUCCCGCAGACCGCCCAGGCCAUGGAGAAGUUCGGGAUGAGCUUUGGGGGUGGCCCCAGCAGGAAGGACCUGCUGGACACCAUCGAGGAGCAGAAGCAGCAGCUGCUGCGGUACCAGGCGCGGCUCAAGGACGUGGUGCUGGCCUACAAGAGCCUGCUCAAGGAGAAGGAGGCACUGGAGGCCAGCCUGAAGGUGCUCUCCGUGUCCCACGAGGGCCACCUCCCGGCACCCGGCCCCAGGGACCCCCUGGAUGACCGGAGCUCCGAGCACAGCGAGGACAGCGUGGGCACGGCCGCCAGCGCCGACACGGCCGCCAGCGGGGCCAGCAGGGACACGGGGGCCAGUGGGGCCAGCAGGGACACGGGGGCCAGCGGGGCCAGCAGGGACACAGGGGCCAGCGGGGCCAGUGUGAGCAGCAGCACAGGGGACACCACCAGCGCCGGGGACGCCGCGAGCAGCGUGAGCUGCUCCACCGGGGCCGACGCGGGGCCCGAGGAGGACAGACCCGCGGCCCAGAGAGCCGAGGAGCCCCCCGGCCCCGAGGGGGACCCGGGCGAGUCCGAGCGGAGGCUCCUGCAGCUGAAGGCCCAGCUGGCCACCCUGACGAGCGCCCUGGCCACGGUGACGCAGGAGAAGUCGCGCAUGGAGGCCUCGUACCAGGCGGACAAGCGGCAGGUGCGGCAGGAGCUGGAGGAGGCGGCGCGGCGGGCGCGGGCCGAGGCGGAGCGGCUGGCGCAGGAGCUGGGGGGGCUGCGGGAGCAGCUGGCCGAGACCAAGGCCCGGCUGAUCGCGCAGCAGCACGAGCGGGCGCGGGAGCAGGGCGACCACGCCGAGAUGCUGCGGGAGCUGCAGGAGCUGCUGCGCGCCGAGCGGGAGCUGCGCCGGGACGCCGAGCUGCGGCUGGAGCAGGGCCGGGACGUGGCCCCGGGCAGGGCGGGGGCGCCCGAGCGGGCGCAGGGCCACGAGCAGCACGUGCGGCAGCUGAGCCAGGAGCUGGAGGAGCUCAAGAGGGAGCUGCAGGGCGUGCGGGAGGAGAACAGCAAGGCUGACCCCCGCAUCCAGCAGCUCCAGGAGGAGAUGGCCGGGCUCAAGAACCACUUCCAGGUGCAGCUGGUGCAGGAGAUGAAGAAGACCGCCCAGGCCGAGGAGCAGCUCCGGCACCGCGCGCAGAUGGAGGAGCGGCGCGUGGCCGACCUGGAGGCUCAGGUGUCCCAGGCGUCCGAGCUGCUGGGCACCUACGAGAAGGCCAAGCAGAAGGACCAGCAGGUCAUCCAGAAGCUCAAGGACCGCAUCGUGCAGCUGGACCUGGAGAACAAGACCUUGGCCAUCGCCGCCUCCAGCCGGGCCCCGGGGGACAUCCACGGCGAGGAGGCCAACCUGGAUGUGAACGUCCUCAAGGACAAGAUGGAGAAGCUGAAGAAGCUCCUGCAGGCGGCCACCGGGAAGAGCCAGGUGGACGUGGAGGAGCCGUGCGAGCCGGAGCUGCCCAGGGGCUCCGGGGACGGCGAGAAGGCCACGGCCGGGUACUACCAGCAGGAGCUGAGGCAGCUGAAGGAGGAGUUCGAGCGCUACAAGGUGAGGGCCCAGCUGGUCCUCAAGAACAAGUCCAGCAAGGACAUCAACCUGGCCAAGGAGCUGGAGGAGGCCCAGGAGCAGCUGGCGGAGCUCAAGGAGAAGUACGUGGCGCUCCAGCUGGCCUCGGACGACGUGGAGAGGCGGCACCGGCAGGAGGCGGAGGCCAAGAAGCAGGAGCUGUCCCAGCUGCAGCAGCUGCACCGGCAGGAGCUGGAGAGGUGCCGGCAGGAGUACCGGGAGCGGGCGCUGCGCCUGGAGGAGGAGAUGCACAAGCAGCGGGACCGGGCGCUGGCCGUGCUGGCCGAGAAGGACCAGGAGCUGGAGCGCCUGCGGGCCCUGGCGCUGCCCCACCCGCUCCAGGCCUCCCGCGGCGACCCCCGCGGCGACUCCCCCGGCCACGACUCCUGCGAGGCCCUCCCGCAGGGCCUCCCCCUGCCCUCGGGCUCCGAGCCCACCUUCUUGCUGUACGCGGAGCAGCUGGCGCGCAAGGAGGUGGAGGUGGCGGCGCUGCGCAAGCACCGGCACGGCCUGGAGGCGCAGCUGCACCAGCUCCGCGAGACGGCCCUGGCCCAGGAGGAGAAGCACCGCGAGGAGGUGGCGGCCCUGCAGAGCGAGAUCCAGAAGAACUGCCGGGACAGGAGCAGGGAAGGGGCCAACCUGGAGUACCUGAAGAACAUCGUGUACCGGUUCCUGACGCUGCCCGACGCGCGGGGCCGGCAGCAGACGCUCACGGCCAUCCUCACCAUCCUGCACUUCAGCCCCGAGGAGAAGCACAACAUCGCCCAGCGCUCGGCCCAGGGCGGCUGGUGGCUCCACGGGAAGAGAUGAGGGGGCAGCUCUGACUCCCUUUUCCGUGGGAACAUCCCCAGUGAUUGACCAAAACUCGUGGCAAAACCUCCUCCCGACCGCGCCCAGAGCUCCCGGUCGAGGUUUGGGCUCAAACUGGUGUUUGUGGCACUAAUUUGCGGUGGAAUUGUGCCAGCUCUUCCACCCUGGCGUGGGAAUUCGCUCUGAGUUGGGGCUUGGUUUAAAACCCGUGGAAUUGAAGAUCCUGAUGCUUUUUUAGAGAUGAUUUUAAAAUAAUCCCGACCUGUCAGGUUUGGUUUGGGUGGAACUCACUUGGAUCUUCAAACUCCAGCCGGGCUCGUGACUAUGAAGAUUAAAAGGAGGAUGGGAAGCACUUUAGGUGGAGCUAAAAUAGCACCAGACCAUGAAAGGCUCAAGAGGAUGAGGCUUAAUGCAGAAAAUCUUGAGCAUUUUCCCCAGAGUUUCUUCUCUAGAAGGAAUUUAGGGUGGAUGUAGCCCCAGGCCCAUCCCACAGCUCAGGUGUGCUCUCCUUCCUGCCCAGGGAUCCUCUCUGGAAUUCUCAGUGAUUCCAGAAGGAGAAAGCAUCUCCUGGGUGUCGAAGUGGAGCCUGUGAUGGUGCCAGGGAUGAUUCCCCACCCCAAGGUGCCACAUGGCUGAGCAGGAAUUGGAGCUGCCUGACCCUGUUUGGGAGCAGGAAGCAGAGGAAAGGCUGGAAUGGGUGCCCUGCUCCUCAUUUCUGGGAGAUCCAGGGAAGUUUUGCUGCUGUGCAGUGCUGUUCCUGGAAGGAAGGCCCUGUUCCUGCUGGGAUGGAGCAGGGAGGGGCAGGGGGUGGCAGCUCCAGGCAGGGCCUGCAGAGGCCUGGAGGUUCUUCCCUAAUUUCCAUGGCAGCUGGCACAGCAAACUCCAAUCCCAUAACAGGAUCCUGCCCUGCCCUUGGAGUUGGAGCUCUGGGAGCUGUAGGAGCAUCAGUCUGGAGGAGGGAUGUGCUGUGUCCCCUCACAGCUCAGGGAAGGGCCUGGAUGUUCCCUGUCCCUGGGCUGGGAAAAGGGGAGCUGCCGUGUCCCCAGGGGGACACACUGGGCGUCUCCCAUGUCCCCAGCCCAUCCCAGGGGACCCACCAGUGGCCUGGGACAGGGAUCCUGGGACAGGGACCCUGGGGUGCAGCAUCCUUCCUUGCCUCCUUGGCUGCCCUGGUCCUGCCAGCAGCCAAAUUCCCUGGAUUCCACUCCCACUAACUCAGCCCUUGGUGCCAAUUUCUCCUCAAAAGAGUCCUCAGGGAAAAUGUGCCCUGGGCAGAACCUGUCCCUGCUGGGAGAGAUCUGGGUGCUGCUGGGGUGGAGGGAACUGGAGAGCAAAGGGAGAGUUUGUCCCACGAGUGUUUGAAGUGCUUCUCAAGGGUGCAAGUGUUGGCUCAGCCAGGGAAGAGCCUGGACCCUGCUCCCAGUCUGGAAAGGCUGAAUGAAGUGGUGCCUCUGGAACAACAGGGAUGGCUCCAGCUCUCACCCUGGAGCCAUUCCCACAGCACCAGGGGGAGAUGGUGCCUCCUGCUUCAGCUUUGCUGCUCAGGCUGAGGGGAUGAUCCCUGUUCUCCCUCUGCCUUGUGCUCUCCUGGAGGAUGAAGAGACCUGGAAUGGAUCCCAGGUGUGGUGGGGAUCAAUGUGGGAUCCAGCUGGGAGGGAAGAAAUGAAGUGGGAUCAUCUGGGGGACGGGGAUCAACAUGGGGUCCCAGGUGGGAGCAGGGGAGCAAGGUGGGAUCCAGUUGGGAGCACACAGAUCCACUGAUCCAUCCGUAGAUGAUGGAGGAAAACAAGGAAGCAGCUGCCUGGGAGCAGCUCCAGGAGCUGCCAAAGUGACUGUCACCUGUGUUACUGUCACCCUCGUCAGCUCUCCUGGUGCUCCCCCUGCUCCCUCCAGCCCCUCUCCCUCCUCCUCCCUCCCUUGCUCAGGCCUUCCCCCACCUCCCUCCCUCCCUCUUCCCUCUCUUCCUUCAGCCAAUAUCCCUGAAAUAAAGGUAAAUCCCUGUUUGAGGCAGGACUCUGGUGGCUGUUGGUGAUGGGCCGGGCAGUGCUUGGAGAUCAGAACAUCCUUGGGCUUAAGACUGUAACCAAAUUACUAAAUCCCUUCAUUUCCCGAGGUCCCUGUGAGUGUGGGGAUGGGAAUGCUUCGCUCCUGCACAUUCAGUGCUGGAUCUGUGCCGGGGAGAAGAUGAAGAGGAGUCUGGCACUGAGAAUCCCAGGAAGGUUUGGGUGGGAAGGGACAUUAAAGCCCAUCCAGUGCCACCCCUGCCAUGGGCAGGGACACCUUCCAUCAGCCCAGGUUGCUCCAAGCCCCAUCCAGCCUGACCUUGGACACUUUACAGGGAUCCAGGG